Echinostoma caproni is the source of this 411-nucleotide messenger RNA. NCBI's taxonomy places the organism in Eukaryota, Metazoa, Platyhelminthes, Trematoda, Plagiorchiida, Echinostomatidae. The record is from the annotation of a GenBank genome assembly.
AUGCUCCGCAUUCUGACGGCUCAGGACCGCGAGAUCAAGUGGACUACACGCAAGUCCGAGAUGGAACGUCCUGUCGCCAUGGGGAAUUCCCGUAAGCUGUUUCAUCUCAUCCGGGUCACCAGUAGGAAAGCCUUAGAUGUGAGCGAAACAAUCUGCGAAGCUGACGGUUUGCCCAUUCAUAAUCAACAGCGACGCCUUGAACGCUGGGCGGAGCACUUCAAAGAACAGUUUAGCUGGCCACCAGCGUCAGCUCUUCACAAAGCUAUCCCGGCAAACGUCCCAUUGUCUGUCACAACGGAUCCGCCUUCUGAGGAGGAAAUCCGUAGGGAGAUCCAAGCCUUGGGUCGUCACAAAGCGCCGGGAACCGUUGGGCUUCCCACUGCUCUAUUUAAAGAUGGUGAAAUAAAGCUU